Molecule: messenger RNA, 2437 nt
Organism: Cylas formicarius (sweet potato weevil)
Lineage: Eukaryota; Metazoa; Arthropoda; Insecta; Coleoptera; Brentidae
Exons: 6
Coding region: 181-1608 (475 amino acids)
Biological process (GO): SCF-dependent proteasomal ubiquitin-dependent protein catabolic process
Cellular component (GO): SCF ubiquitin ligase complex
Source: RefSeq, a predicted model, not a curated record
UAUUUUUUGUUUGUUAAAUUUCGUGCAGUGUUUCCUGCAAAAUGUGAAUGGAAACUAAUCAACAAGUGUGAUGGAAACUGCGUUAAAUUUUUAUUCGAAUAGCACAUGCAAAAAUUCAACGUUGAUUUUAAUUUUUGAAAAAUUGAUAAGCUGACUCAACGUUCCACGACUAACAAAAACAUGUCUCCGAAGAAACCCGUACUGCCGCUAAACUACCUCGCGUUGAAAACCCUGUCGAAUCAGCUCAUUCACGCGUUGAGCGACGAAGAAGGGAAACAAUUCGAGGAAGUUGGCGAGUACAUGGACGCGACCACAUACGAAACACUCCAAGAUUUGCUAAAAGAAAUUUUGUCCUGCGUGAAUCUGGACGCGAGCAUAAGGUAUAGCUGUCUGGAAAUUCUCUUGCGAGAGGAUGUGAAGAAACUGGAUGUCGGUAUCUUUCCGAGGUUUUACUACGAAAAAAUACUGGAAACCAUAACCUUCAAAGGUAAACGCCUGCAACAGUUGAACCUCAAAGGCGUGUGGGUCAGAGAUUAUCCUCACCUUUUGAGUAACUUGGUCGACAAUCUGAGACAACUGAAAACCCUGAUCAUUCCCCACAUGGCCGACGAUUCGGUCUUGACUUCAGUCGUACGCCUCAAGCAUAUCACCAUCCUCGACAUAUCCGGCGAGGCCUCUUACACGCGCGACGGCGUCAGAACCCUCAAAAGUGACACCCUCAAAGUAUUGGAUAUCGGCAAUUUCGGUAAACCCUCGUUGUGCCAAGGCGACCGGGUCAGCUACGAAUUAGUAUCGGAAAUUUUGGAAAACCUACCGAAUUUGACGAGCCUGAAAACCUAUUCCUUCACCGGCCACGCCCUCCUACUCUUGUACGAAAAGAACCCGCAUUUUACGACGAAACUCACUUACCUACACGACACUGGGACAACUUUAGAAGGCAUACGGGCCAUCGUCAAGUUGUGCCCGUUGCUGGAAAGUGCUCAUUUCGAUAGUGUAAAUGAAGGGGUUGUGCGAGAAUUUCGUCGAUUGAGGAGACUCAAUUCUCUAAAGCUCACGAAAGGCGGCUUCGACGAGUUUAUGGAAUACCUGCGCCGCUCGGGCGACCAACUGCAGAUAUUGAAGCUGAACCACAGCAAAAACACGUCACUAGACCUUUCGGAAAUCUGCGUGACAGCGCCUUGCAUCGUAACUCUCGAUUGUUUCCAGAUGAAGUUGAUUUUCACGGAGAUCGACACCUACUUCGUGUCCCUCCAGAGUAUCGAGAUCUCGUACUGCGAGGUCUCUGAUGAGUGCGUGAGGUACAUAAUGACGAAUUCGCCAUUUUUACGGAGGAUCGUGGUCGGAUGCACGUUGAACAUGACAGAUGGUGACGUAUUCAGAUUGUGCGCGGAAUGCAGCUUUAACCAUCUGGAAGAAAUAUGGUUUUCCUACGCUAGAAGCCUGACUUCGACAUCAGUGGAAUUGCUGAUGGGACACUGCCCUUCUUUAAGGAUUUUGGGGCAAUUGAGCGGUUGGGACGUCCGCCAAGAGGAAGUCGAUUAUUUGAGGGCUGUGAUACACGCUACCAAUACGGACUUGACUCUCCUACCUAUAGGAAAUAUAAUUUAAUUUCGCUCAAAUAGAUGGUGGUUAUGACGCUGCCGUGAUAAUUUACCCAGGGAAGAUCAUUGUGUAGGGUAUGUCAGAAAACGCCAUCUGGUGGUUAACUACUCCAAGUGCACUAAAAUUCGUUGGACCUUUUUGGAAAUGCGAAUAUUUAUUUUAGAAACUUUUCGAAACACCUCCACCAAUUUCCUUGCAGAGAGACGACAAAAAAACAUAAAAAAAUGAAUUUGUCGCAGGUUUAAAAUAGCACUUUAACUACAGUUAACAAACAUUAGAGGUGUUAAGUGCAAUCUGGAUAGGUUUUUCUUCAGACUUAUAAUCUUGGUGAGUGUAAUAAAGUGAUUUUAACAGAAGGUCAUAAUUUAUAUUCAAUUUUUAAGUUCGAUUUUAUUUUUUAUUAUGAGAAAUUAGUGGAAUAAAUAUAUCUAGUUUAAUUGUUAUCGAUCUCCAAACUCAAACUCUAUAAACUCUCUCAAGGAUUUAGACUUAGACUAUUUUGCUAAUAUACCAGCUAGAGACAUUGACAUUUUUCUUAGAGAUAUUAAUUUUGGAUGUAUUAAUAUGGAUGGCCCUGUCUGGUCUGAUAGCAACACAUGGUUUUGUUUCUCUAUAUCAGAACGUCAGUAGACCGCAGUCAUGUAUUCUUAAAAACGAAAGUUAAUUUCCCGUUUAAGGCGCAAGCUGCAAUUGUUGAUCAUGAAAUCACAGACCAUCUGCAAGUCCACAUAAAUUAUUCUUGUAGGACAGAAGGUGCAGAUGAAAAUAUCUCCCACAAAACAAAAAAAAAACUUUGACAAAUUUAUGAUAUUUUAGAUAUUCAUGAGCCUGGAAU